AUGCCUCUACAUACUUUUGAGCCUGCCCUAGCGGCGCCUUCAAAGUCAGUGAUCCCAAUUACUUUGAAAGACGUCGAUGUGGAUUCUUUCGGCGCUAUCGUGCGAUGGAUGUACGCGCCUGACAAAAUUGAGCUAUUCAAGCACCAGCAACGAGAAGGUAGCGUGAACGAUGAGCCUCUAAAAGACUUGAACAUCAACUGCUUUCCCCCUGUCCUGCUGCUUACCGACCGUCUCGUGAUGAAAAUUCUUAUCUACGAUAUGUGCGAACGGCUUGUGGAUGGUUUUGAGAUGUCAUUGUCUUGGUGUACAGGACGCCGUGACGCUACCGCGGCUGAGGAGGCAGAGGCGCAGGCAUGGGCAGGCGAUGGGAAAGGUGCAGACGAAGAUGAAGUCAUCAAUGAAGAAGAGGCCGGGGUGGAUGUAGAGGAAGAGGCAGACGAAGGUGAGCAGGUGGGCGAAGAGAAAGGCGCAAGAGAAUCCUGCGGAUUAGAGAACAUCUUAAGUGGAUGUCUUACCUCCCAGACCAUCUUCGGCACAAAUGCGAUAACAGAGUCAUUCAUCCAGUCUUGCACAGCACCAAAAAAGGGAUUUAGUGCCGAAAUGAUCGAGCUUGAGCCUUUGUAG
Molecule: messenger RNA, 624 nt
Organism: Endocarpon pusillum Z07020
Lineage: Eukaryota; Fungi; Ascomycota; Eurotiomycetes; Verrucariales; Verrucariaceae
Exons: 3
Coding region: 1-624 (207 amino acids)
Source: RefSeq, a predicted model, not a curated record